This is a messenger RNA of Penaeus monodon (black tiger shrimp), 3562 nucleotides long. Its product is annotated as FAD synthase-like. Lineage: Eukaryota; Metazoa; Arthropoda; Malacostraca; Decapoda; Penaeidae. The record is from RefSeq and is a predicted model, not a curated record. Bases 297 to 1808 code for a protein of 503 amino acids. The transcript has 12 exons. Gene Ontology annotation, biological process: FAD biosynthetic process. Gene Ontology annotation, molecular function: FMN adenylyltransferase activity.
GGAAUAUUUAAAACAACAUAUUUUACAAUCGAUCAACAACAUGUAACAGGAAAAUCGAGGUUGUAAAAAAAGAUAUUAAGACGUGGUUAUUGUGUAAGGUUUGUUUUCAUCGUCUGCAUUCUGGUCGCUUACAACAGCAAACUUCCACGAACGAGGCUCUCCUGACCCUACGAGGCUGUCGGGGCCGCCAGGGGCGUUGACGACGCCAGCGUCUCCUCGUCUUCAACAACGUCCCGGAAGAACAAGAGGGCGCGCAGGACGAACUGAAGAGCAUAACAGUGCGUUGCGUAGUGCCUAUGUCCGACGUGACAGUGAUGUAUCCCCGUGUUACUAAUGGCAGGAUGGGGAAGACGUGCGGCAUCCUCAUCGUCGGCGACGAGAUCCUGAAGGGGCAGACGGCAGACACCAACUCGUUCUUUCUGUGCCGCCGCCUCUUUGCCUUGGGCGUCAAGGUGUCUCGAAUAACCGUGAUUCCCGAUUUGAUGGGGGAUAUUGCGGAGGAGGUGUCGAGAUUCUCCAAGAAAUUCGACAUCGUCAUCACCUCCGGCGGCGUCGGCCCGACUCACGACGACGUCACCUACGACGGCGUCGCUCAGGCCUUCGGGCAAGGGUUGACGUACAACGAGGAGAUCGCAGACGUCAUACGCCAGUACCUGCCUGAAGGAGAGGCUGCGAAGCCGUCCCAUCCGGCCUACAAGAUGGCGAGCAUUCCUGACGGCGCGGUGCUACACUACCUCCGCGACGAGAGCGACGUCCUCGUGUGCAAAUUCCCACUGGUGUCGCUGAAGAACGUGUACAUGUUCCCCGGCAUCCCGGCCUACCUGGAGCGCGACUUCCACUACCUGGAGAAGCUCUUCUACAGCCCCGAUACCAAGUUCCACGUCAGGGACAUCUUCCUGUCGGAGGACGAAAAUAAUCUGACGGGGAAGCUGAACGAUCUGGUGAGCCACAGCCCGGCGGUGACGGUUGGGUCUUACCCCGAAGUGAACAACAGGUACUACCGCACUCGAGUCUCCCUGCAGAGCGAGUCCGAGUCCGAGCUGCUGGAGGCCGAGGAGUACCUGAGGUCUUCCUUUAGCGACGAGGUCAUCGUUGACUUCGAUAUCAACAGCAUUAGCCAUGCAGGGAGAAGGAUUUAUGACAUCAUCGCCCUACGAGGGGAACCCCACCUCUCUGGACCCAUCGCUAGUGCUGUGAAGAUUCUAGAAGAAUGUCUGGAUCGGUAUUCCACUGACGAGAUCUGCAUAAGCUUCAAUGGAGGCAAGGACUGCACAGUCAUCUUGCAUCUAUUGCAUGGAGUACUGCUUCACAGAUACCCAGAAAACACCCCAUCUAUCCAGGCAGUCUAUAUCACCUGCAGCACGCCUUUUGAUGAAGUGGAAGUCUUUAUUGAUCAGAUGGUCAAAAGGUAUAAUGUAACACUAUGGAGGAUAGAAGGACCUAUCAAGAAAGGCCUUGAGGAACUGACAAAGAAAGAACCAAAAGUGAAAGCAAUUUUGAUGGGUACCCGAUGGACAGAUCCCUACUCCAAAACACUCCAGCCAUUCCAGAUGACUGAUGAAGGCUGGCCUCAGUUCAUGCGUGUUUCUCCUAUUCUGGAUUGGAAUUACCAGACAGUGUGGACUUUCCUGAGAACACUGUCUGUCCAGUACUGCACCCUUUAUGAUCAUGGGUACACUUCACUUGGAGGGAUACACAACACGAUCAAGAACCCACACCUGAAGUACAGUGGAGAAGAUAAGAAGGAACACCAUUAUCCUGCUUACUUCCUGAAAGACAUGGCUUUAGAACGUGCUGGCAGGACAUAGUAUAAAGUGCGCUGUUUAAGCAUCUAUAUAAAUAAAUAGCCACAACCAGAGCCAUGGAUGUAAAAGUACAGGCUUCCUUAUUGUAAAUAAAACCAAGGACUAGAAAACAUACAAAUAUGUUGACUUCUUUGCUGUAUUGCUUCUUCAGGUAAUACAGUUCUUCCCUUUGUUGUUUUAUAUGCAAUUUGUUCAACAUGAAUCCAGCACAGGUUUCUUUUUAUACGCAUCCAGGGCUUUCUUUGAUUAUAAUAAUAAUAAUGAAGAUUAUUGUUUUAAAAAUUUGUGAAGUUGAGUGAUGUAGAAAUGUUAGUAAGCAUUGACUGACGGGAAAGAGUCAGGCAAAAAAAGAGAAAAGAAAAAAAUGAAAAAGAAAGGUAGCAAAAGAGAGAGGGAAAAAAUAUUUAAAGAUAAAUAGAUAGAAUGAAAGUAGUAAGAUAUUAAGAUAAAAGGAGUAUGCUUGUUUGCAUAUUGGUGUAGGUUGGGUUUAUUUAUACUGUAAAUAUCGUAAGUCCUUCAAAUUUGGUCAGUUAUAUGAUAAAUAAAUAAAGGAAAUUGAUCAAUAUGGAGGUAUUUCUUUUAAAUGAUAUAUUUACUUAUUUUCAUCUACCCUUAAAUGCAUAAACUUUUAUAGGUCUCAUAGCAAGAUUCUUUCUAUGAAUUAUAUUAUUUGUUAAUGACCUUAGCAGAAAUUUACUGUACACAAUUGCAGUAACAAUUUAUUUAUUUUUUUUUUUUUUUCCCAUUCCAUGUAAAGAUUAAUAUUAAACUUUCUUGAAAUGUUAAUUGAAUCCUUAUCAGUACUUUACAGAAAAUACAAUCAUAUAGAAUCAUGUGUAUUGUACCAAUAGAAUUUUUACAGAUUAUAAGGUACUUUUAGAGUUGUGAUUAUUUAAGUAAUUGUGGAAUUUACUUUCAUUAAAUUUCUCACGGUUGCAAGUCUUUGAUGUUACUUCUGUAUAUUUUGUGUUUGGGGAUUUUCUUUUCAUUUGGGCACAGGAGUCAGUUGUGUUGAUUAGUAAGGAACAAAAAUAUAUAUAAAUAUCUGAAAUAUAAUGUAUACAACUUGUAUCCUAAGGAAUCCUUGCCACUUACUCAACAUAUUUGAAUGGGUGCUGUUCACUAAUUAUUCGUUCAGAAAAAAUGUAUUACAUUCUACCUUCAUAAGUCUUUAGGAAGUGAAGACUUUCUGAAUACCAUUGUACCUGUUUUGUCAUAUAUUCAACAGGAAAAAAUGUCUUAUUAUAUGACAUGCAAAUCAAACUAAUUUAAAUGCAAGCAUUCAAAUAGCUUUACAUGAACACUUAAUUCCAUGCUUGUAGAUAUUCUUGACAUUACAACUACAGUGAUUCAUUUCAUUAUCUGCUGUCUUGUGAAACUGUGGCUCCACUUGGAUGUUAAACAUAAUGACUUAAUUUUGUGGUUAGUUAAUUUAGAAUGAAUUGUUACUUCAUACAAGGGGAAUAUGUGAAAAAUCCUCUAAUUUAAAAAAAUUGUUGACUAUUACUUGGGAGUACUAUAUGGAAUAUUUGCUUUUCUUUUUAAAUAUGCAAAGUGAGGAAACUUUAAGCAAAAUAGACCAUGGUAAAGAGAUUCAUAGAGGAUUAGCUAGACAGCCCACCGAUAUAUAAUUUAACAAGCUGAGGUACCUUACGAAGGGCCUAUCCAAAGGAAAUACAUGUUUACCAUAUUUAAAUAGGAAGCUGCGGUCACAGGAGUGUGGAAUAAGCGGAGUCCAAUAAAAUUGCAAGAAUUUA